GCAGACCUGCUGCGCGUCGACGCGUCGACGCCCAAGCAUUUAAUACACUAACAACAAGUGGGUGUUGAAUAUUAGUUUGGUAAUUCGUAUUUUGUAGUGACUAAAGAAUAUAUGACAGUUUUUGAGUAGACUAAAAAUGGCAGUUUUGGAAUCUUGUUGGUCACCAUUUGUUUGGACUAAUAGUGUUAAGACAGGAUGCAAAGCAAUUGCAUUUUACACAAUUGCAAUCUGUAUAAUCCUUAUUACAUUAGUCUCUUAUCAGUUACAAGGAGGAGAUUCGUCACAACUAUAUAAUCCUUUAUUCGAGGCUGAUGUCAGAGGAUCUAUGCAAGUUGUUGGAGGCUUCUUCAUCGCUUAUUUCGUUCUUCUCAUCAUAUCGUCAAUAUUAAUGGUACAUGGAGUAAGAGAGAGAAUACGAGGCUGGUUGUUGCCUUGGCUUAUAUUAUGGUUUAUCGCGUGUACCUUCCAACUAGUUUUUGGGCUUUGGCUCGUGGGAGGAUACUACAUCUAUCUCGAAGCAACAUUUGCAGCAAUGUGUCUAUGGCUUUGGAUGUCGUAUAAUGUAUAUUGUUGGUUGGUUGUUUUGUCUAUGUACAAAAUAUUCGAGAAGCUGCAGUCUCCGAAUAUAGAGCUGCUAUGGCCUUAAGUACUUGUGUAAGUACUUUCGAGACAUAAAGUACAUUGAUUGGCACCAAAGUAAGAUACAAUGUUGUUAGAGAUGAGUUUAUCAGAUUUUAUUUUAUAUAUUUUUAUAAAGGUUAGCCAAACCGACACCAUUAUUUACAGUAGUAUAACCACGAUUAUCUGCCAUGCUAACUUGCUUAUUAUUAUUUAUUUCAAUACAUAUAAUACUAUUGAUAUUAUUAACACAUAAGUACCAUACUUAAGUGUCAUUAAUGUACAAUUGGUCCUAGAUCCUGAAGAUCUAGGAUUUUCGUUUCAUAACGGAAGACUGAUAUUGGUCUAAGAAAACAUCCGUCCAAAUUUUGAAGAUCUUUAUACUUCUGUUGAUAAAUUUAUAUAAUAGAGAAUUUUUGUAGCUGGUUGCUUUACACAACCAAUAGUGCAUGCAUAUGUAAUACAUUUUCAUAUGAAACAUAAAUAUUCCAGUACUCUAGUAUGCCUAGAAAAUCUGCGAUAGAGACAAGUAACAAAUGUUAGUAUAAUUUAUACUUAAGAGCUCGACAAAUCUAGCUGUAUUUCGCACAAAUAUCCGAAACCCGAAUGUGAUUAUUCGCUGUACGUCGUGUGACGAAAAAUAACUUGAUAUUAUUUUUCUAAAUGAGAACGAAUAAAUUACCAAAUAAAUUUAAUCAACACAA
Megalopta genalis is the source of this 1322-nucleotide messenger RNA. RefSeq names its product septate junction component pasiflora 1 (gene pasi1). The record is from RefSeq and is a predicted model, not a curated record. Gene Ontology annotation, cellular component: plasma membrane. Gene Ontology annotation, biological process: regulation of tube length, open tracheal system; establishment of glial blood-brain barrier; septate junction assembly. Lineage: Eukaryota; Metazoa; Arthropoda; Insecta; Hymenoptera; Halictidae.